AACGYAACGCUUUGGACCAUCCUUCAAUUCCUUUGCGAAACCAACAGAUAUCAUUAAAAUACACACGAUCGRUUUCACUCUUGCAACAAGAUAGUUUGAUCAAKCGAGAAUAUUUGUCUGGAUUGCAUUGAAUCGAUCAAGGAAACGAUUGAAGGUACAGGGGCAACGAGAAGAUACACUUAAYUCAACAAACAACAAACAACGGAGCCGUUCGUUUCACCGAGUGCAGUCGACUCGAAACAUCCMACAAGGAGCCCUUUCACUUGCCGUUGUAGUUGUUGUAACUCUUACUUCCACCGUUCGAAGGAACCCGGUGAUCGAGCUAAUCGACACCGAAUUCACACAGCACACCCCAGACAACCUGAUUGGUUGGUAGACAAACAACGAACCAAUAGCUAUUGCAUUUCCGAAUCACAACWACUGCCCUGAACGCUUAUUUCUGACCGGAACACAGCAGCAUGGAAGAAUACGCAUCGCGAUACCUUCAGGCAGCCUCCCUGCCGUACGAGACCGAGUAUCUCGAUGGCGCCGCUCAGGCUUCUGCCGAGUUUGAUGCCUCUACGUCUCCCCCCACGGAUUGGAAUGAUGAUUGGUACCAUUUUUAUGAYGGCUACGUGCCCACAACGGUCGAUCCCGACUGGUGGUUUACGAUAUACAUCAUCCUCGGUUGCUUCUUUCUCAAUCUGACCCUGCCGCUCUGGAUCUAUUUGGGCAACAGGUUUGGUUUUCACGAGAAGUCCGUUCGCAAGGCCAACAAGCAAAUGUUCAUGGAGAGCCCCCGAACGGAGAGCCCCAAAACUGGGGAGGACGUCUUGCGGAAACAACUCGACGAGGCUCGAUCGAUGAUCAGCGGGUACUCCUUUGCCCCCGAGGAAGACGGGGGCGGACAGGCUCCCCCCGGUUCGGYGGUAAGUGGUUCCAUCGCCCUGUCCAGGGCUGGGACACACCUGGGCUUCCACCACAGACCCAACAACCUGAUGAACGAAGAUACGGCCUCGAUCUUUUCCGGGACUUCGGGUUUCACCGACGCGAUCCUGGGAGCCCGGCCGAAACGCGCCCCCCACGCUCGGCGACGCGCUGCCAAGACGAAGAAGAUCGUGGGCAGCAAGUCCUGCGUCAUGGGGGAAGAAUCGGACCACACACGCGGCGGGACCAAGAAGAGGCUAGAYGUUCGAAUGGCAGCCGAGUUUACGAAGGCCGAAAUGGACCUUCUCAAGGAACGCAACGGACAACAACCGGAAAAGGAUACCUACGAAGACAUUACCCCCAAAACCUCGGCGAGUGUGAGCGACGUCGAUUACGGGGAUGCCGACGACUCGCGAUCGGUUUCGACGCACUCGAUGGCCCCAUCGAUUCUUAGCAAGCUCGAUGCAGAUGCCAUUUCCGUGAGAGACGCGGUCGAUGCCCGAGACGGCGGACCUCCCCUAAUGGAGGACGAUGUCAAGCUGGUCAACUACGUGUCUCCCGGAGGCACGGCCCAUGGAAAUGGUUACCUUGAGGCGGUCUGGAGCCGCUUGAUGGCAAUUGCGGACUGGGACAAGGAAAUGAAGAAGUACAUUGGUCUAGCCGCCCACUACAGUGCGCAGGGAAUCCUUGACGAGAUACUGGGUGUGGUGGAAAUCGCCGCCAUUGGUCACUUCAUGGGUGUCCCGCAAGCGAAUGCCUACAUUAUUGUGGGAACCGUGACCGGAUUCACAGGGACUAUCUCGACCGGAUUUUACGAGUGCACAGGUGUCUUGAUCCCGCAGGCACACGGUGCAAGAAACAACCUUAUGAUUGGUCGGUACAUGCAGCUAGGAAUCUUCUUCUACAUGGUUACCAUGCUUCCCGGAGCCAUUUUCUGGUGUUUUUUCACCGACAGGGCCGUGAUGUUUUACGGCUUUGAUGAAGCCACGGCCGAAAUGGGACGAAAGUACUUUUUGGCCACGCUGCCAGGAUACAUCGAGUACGGAAUCGAUGCCGUCUUGUUCGAGCUGUUAAAUACCGUUGGAUACGAAAAAUAUUGCACKUGGUUCACCGUGAUUUCGAGCCUUUUGCACUCGGGUAUUGUAGUUGGUAUGCUCUGGUGGGGCGUCGAUGACCUCUUUAUCCUGGGUGCAGUUGAAACUGUGAGCGGCAUYAUCUGCUUGAUUGUCAACUUGGCCAUUCUGGUAAACCGCGGGUGGUUGGAUCCUUACUGGGAGGGACUCUUCAAGACCAACGGCCUACGAGACUGGAGGGCURUGAAGAACGUCAUCAAUACGGCGUUGCCAUUGAGUGUUGCGUGGAUUCUGACCUACGGAGAGUGGGAGAUUAUGACUUUUUACUGCCGAUACAUGAGCGACACAGGAGCCGAGGUGGCGGCCUGGGGUCUCAUGGGAUAUCUAUGGAGCACAUUUGAAACGCUCACGGGUAAGUUAGGCUCAAGACAACUGCUGUUUGUGUUAUGGUAUUUGUUCUUAUGUCGCAAGGGAAGAUUUUGUUCUGAYGUUUUUCUCACAAUCGAUAAUGGGAUUCACAAUAUUGUCUUUAUAGAUGGAUUUGGAGAUGCCGCAGAAGUGCGUGUUGGUUUUAGAAUGGGAGCAGGGCAGGUGCGAUUGGCAAGGCUAUCUACGGACAAGGCACUGUACGUCUCGUUCAUUGUUGCCGUUUAUGCCACGGGUAUCCUGUUUGUCAUGGCCAAGUACAUUCCUGGUUGGAUGACCCCCGAUCCAACCCUUCAGAGAAUGAUCUUCGACAUUAUUCCUUUGAUUGGGUUUGGGCAAGUUCUGAUGGUAUGGGGUAUGGUUGCAUGGGCCAUUUUGGGAGCACAGGGACGAAUCCGCAUCGCGACGGCGCUUGAAUUCUUCAUCAGUUGGGGAAUUGGUGCACCCAUUGCCGCGAUCUUUGUCUUUUUGUUCAACUACAACAUCGAAGGUAUAAUCGGAGCYUUGAGUAUCUCCUACACAAUUAGCACAAAUGUCUACUUGUAUAUGCUUCACACAUCUGAUUGGGAAAAUCUAUCUGCUGUUGUCGUCGCUCGAAGUGCCGCCGAAGGUAAAACUUAUGACGAGUUUUACUGGGACGAACUUCCGGACAAUAUUCAAGAUGCAGCCGCCGAACUUGGCUACAACAAAUGGUAAGUAUCACAAAGGGUUUCGUACUGUCUCUAUCGCUUUUUUUUGUUGUAAUUAGCUGACCCUUUCGAAUCAUUCUCAUACGAUGUCUUCAACAAUAGGAUUUGGGAGAGUGAUGAUAUGGAACCAGUUUCCGACGACAAAGAUUGGGAUGAAUUGACCCCUGCCGAACGAAAGGCAGCUUCCUUGCUGGGUUACACAAGGAAGACAUGGGAYUGCGAAGAUAAUACCGAAGAUCGCGACGACUCGAGUAGUUCGUCGGAGUCAUCGGACGGUGAAUCUUGGAAAAAUCUUUCUAAAGAAGCACAGAGUGCAGCGAAGACCUUAGGUUACACGCAAGCAAUAUGGGACAACGAUGGAAGUCCACCAACUGAGGAAAAGGAUUGGGACGAAUUAUCACCGACAGAACAAGCCGCAGCGAAGACUCUUGGCUACAGUGAGAAGAAAUGGAAUGCGGAUGAUGACGAUGAAUCUGAUUUAUYAAGUGACACACCAAAACCCAGAAAACAAACGGGCAACGGAAACGUACUUGAGCAGGCGUUUGGAUCUAUUCGAAAUGCGUGCACAUUCGAUUCCAACUCAACAUGCUGAAAGAGCGCUUAACCUCUCUGGCGGUUCAGUCCUUCGUAUUAAUGCCCGUGCUCGUGUACUCUAGCAUAUCAUCCACCAACACACGKAGAAGAAAACCAGGUUGAUUGCUACAAUCAACCCUUUGUUCUAUGGCAUGCGGCGUCUUAUAGUUCAAACUCAGUAURGAGGAGAAGGAGUAAGCAUGCUAUAUUCAACCUUUUUGUUACGAAAUGUAAUUUAUGAUCAAAUGUAGAGACAAAAUUAAAAUUUCAUCUUUUUUUAAAAAGACUCGUGAUUCGAGUUAAGUUUACAUGCUGACAACGAUUUUAAUUGCUAGAUUUGAUUUGCUGCACUGGAACUCGACAGACCGGGCAUGUAUUCCGUAUCGUUAACCAAUGACGUGCACAUCCUUUGUGGAAACAAURUAAGCAGGGCAGCAACUGACAUCUGUCRACAACCAAUUUACCCCCGCGUCCAGUGCCAUGCUGAUCAUACUUUCCUUCGUUUCCCUUUCCUAUAUCUCCCAACGAACAAAAUCCCUGGAGGCAAAUCGCACAUUUACAGCGAUCGUUGAAGAAUGGUAAUAUGUCAUCCACUGCUCUCGUUAUAAGCUCAGCAGUAGGCUGCGAAGAAGCAAAGAAUGUUCUUUGUUGCCCAUUCAUUAUCCUCCUCCUCUAGUGUCGUCUCAGCGGCCUCCAAAUACGCCUAUGUAAGCUUUGG
Messenger RNA from Pseudo-nitzschia multistriata, 4385 nucleotides. The record is from the annotation of a GenBank genome assembly. Lineage: Eukaryota; Bacillariophyta; Bacillariophyceae; Bacillariales; Bacillariaceae.